UUACAUUUCGUGAGCAGUCUGGAGAAUUUAUUGAAGAAGGACGGAAGCAAAAUCUCCGACUGAAACUCCGGGUAAAAUCUCAUUUAUUGUCAAAAUGAUAUUCCCAGACUUCGUCACUAGGAGCACUUUACAAUUUAGAUUACAAGCUAGGAGAAUCUAACAGUAACUGUGAGGAAAUCUACUUUAUGUGCUAGAUAAUUUUACCACAAAUUUCCAAGGCUUUGUCCAGUAUAGCAGUGCCCGACUGAAGGAAUACUAAAGGCGACCAGAGUCUCGAUUGUGAAACAUUUGGAGUUGCAAACCAUGGCUGGGGUUAUGAGUCAUUUUAAGAAAAACAAAGGAGGACCUAAUAUGGUAGGUCAAAGGUCAAAUGAAGAACUGUGGACAAGAACAGGAACAUUUAUCAACAAACCAACGAGGGGUUGGUUACACAUUGAAGAGGAACUCAAAGAACAUGGAGGAGUCUGCUAUGGUGUUAGGUAUGUCGGCUGUGUGGAAGUGAAGCAGUCAAUGAGGACACUGCCCUUUGAGAUGAGAGGCCAAGUUACAAAAGAAGCCAUCUUCAGAGUGUGUGAUGCUGCAGGCUUUAAAUACACAAGGAAGAAAAAGGCAAGCAAGACAAUCUGUAAGAUAGUAGGAGAGAACCCCAACAUUCUUUUCGGAGGUGCUAAUGUAAAUCUCACAAUAUCCACAGCCAGCAUCAACAUCAGAAUAAAAGAGACCGGAAAGCCAAUAGCCAAUCAUCAGAUGCAAGGCAUCUCAUUUGCAUCAGGUGGCGAUGCUGAAACUCAGAACUAUGUGGCUUACGUUGCAAAGGACCCAGUCAAUGGAAGAGCGUGUCAUGUACUGGAGUGUCUUGCAGGUUUAGCUCAAGAUGUCAUUACGACGGUUGGUCAAGCGUUUGAAAUCAGGUUCAAGGACUACCUUCGCAAUCCACCACAAGUCUUCAGUACUCCUGACAGAAUGGAGGAGCCUUUAUUUCAGGAGGAAGAGUCGGCUUGGGGCGAUGAUCCCGAUUAUUACAACGACAUCAGUAAACUCAACGUGACGCUGCCAGACAGAGUCGUUCCUCCGCCACCCUCAGGCCAAUACAUGCCAACCAGCCCAACAAGACAACAGCCUUACCAAGAACUUAUUGGGCAGCAGGCAUCAGGGGGCUCUUCCCCCGCGGCUCCCCCUCCCGGCUACACCGCCAAUCCCCCAUCGUACCUUGACAGCAACCACCACCCUUCAAACAGCAGCCCGACAUCGAGUAACCCUAGAGGCCCCCAGGGCCCCGGCCCAGGCCACCAGCCCAUGACGGGGAGGUUAAUUGAUAUAGAUAACGAGCCCCCUAUCUACGGGGCUACCGCAGGGACGCCCUCGCCCACGAGGAACAAUGUACCAACAGCACUGGACAACCCACUUCAAAGAUCAUCAAGACAUACUAGCUCCUCCUCACCCCAUCUUAGUCCACAACAUAGCCCCAUCCACAACAACAACGUCAAGAAACCAUCCCGCAAGGCCAAGCGGAGAACCCCGUCCCUCUACGACAACCCACCGACCAAGGAGGACGUCGAGGCCAGCCUCCUCCCGCUGGCCAAGCAGCUCACGCCGGCAGAGAGGAACCACUACCAGAACGUCAUAGCCAGUCCCGACUGGAAGAAACUGGUCGAUUCCGGUUACGACAACCUCCGGAUGCUCAACAUCUGGAAGCAGAGCAAGUCGGUGAUGCUCCAUAAAGGUGGUGAUGAUGAGGCAGAAUAUGCCAAUGUUGUUUGUUUCCAUGACGAUCUUGCUGAUGAUGAUGGCGAUGAUGAGCAUGGCAACCGGAAUGAUGGGGAGGAGGAAAAGGAAGAAAAGGAGGAGGUUGAUGAUGCACUCGGAUCCAUGAUGUACGACGAGCAGAGACCGGUGUCCGCCAACUACGACAACCCUCAGAGUCCAAAGUUUAGCGAGCGUAAAAUGGCAGAGGCUGCAUACAAUGCUUCAUUGCCAAACCAUCCCCUCAACCUGGAGGUUGGUCAUCAACUCCAGAGGGCGGCAAACAAUGGUGAUCAGCAUUCAAUAGAUCCAUUUGAUAUGGAACCAUUCAAUCCAGAAGCUGCCAAACAACCCUCCAACCCUUCUGCAGUUGUCGGUGCCUCAGGCCUGCAUCUUCAAGACACUGUUAGCAACGCAGCUUCCGCUUCAGCCCCAGCCCCUCCGACAAAUCCCCUCUACAAUGAAGAAUGGUUCCAUGGGCCAAUGAGCAGGAAGGAAGGGGAGGCACUGCUCAGUAACGAUGGAGAUUUCUUGGUCAGGGAAAGCACGACAGCCAAGGACCAGUACGUCUUGAGCGGGAUGCAGAAUGGCACACCGAAACACCUGCUACUAGUCGACCCACAGGGCAAGGUAAGAACGAAAGACAAGGAAUUUGACAGCGUGAGCCAUCUCAUCAACUAUCACCGGAACAACCGACUGCCGAUCAUCUCUGCCGGUAGUGCUGUCCAUCUCAAGACCCCCGUCGUCAGGAAAUUCAAAACAUAGGCUCAACCCUCCCCCCCACAAUCCUCCCCCACCCCCAUUGCCACUCCCCAGAUUCAUAUUUCCACCCUCAUCAUUUUUACAUGCGAACUGUUAUGAAAAAGCAUCAUACAAUCAAUGGGCGAAGGACAUGUAAGUAUGCAGUCACAGCUCAUCAAGCAUUUUCUUAGACGUCUUGGUAGCUCUCCAUUAAUGCCUUUCAGCCGAUGGCAUGAUUAGUAGAGCUUUGCAUCAGGAAAUGUUCGGUCCCUUGCUCUAAAGUUACAAGGCAAAAUGACAAAUGUCUGGGUCUUGUGAUACAAAGGUUAGUGAUUAGUCGUUUGCUUGAUCUUCACGUUUGAUUGUACAUUGUAGUCGAUGCCAUCAGUUGUACAAAAUUAAUGUGUGAUCAUUGCUAAGCUUAGUGUUACGGGCCCAUUGGAGGG
Lytechinus variegatus (green sea urchin) is the source of this 2930-nucleotide messenger RNA. Its product is annotated as SHC-transforming protein 1-like. Bases 304 to 2508 code for a protein of 734 amino acids. The transcript is spliced from 14 exons. Gene Ontology annotation, cellular component: plasma membrane. The record is from RefSeq and is a predicted model, not a curated record. Gene Ontology annotation, molecular function: receptor tyrosine kinase binding. NCBI's taxonomy places the organism in Eukaryota, Metazoa, Echinodermata, Echinoidea, Temnopleuroida, Toxopneustidae. Gene Ontology annotation, biological process: cell surface receptor protein tyrosine kinase signaling pathway; intracellular signal transduction.